UACUCCGUCCCUGUAUUGCAUGUUGUUUGUGUCUUUUAUUGAUAAAUUGGACAAUUUAUAACUUAUCCAUCAUUAAAUGCAACACUACGUCUAAAUUUGCUAAGCUCUAAAAGUUGAAAACGAUUUAAACAAUUUCAGAAGUGAACCCAGUACGCAGAUAAAAAAUGAUUUGGAUACUCCUCGUCGUCCUAACUGCUGUGGUUGCAGUUUGGCAAUUUUAUGUUAAACCUUUGAAAUAUUGGUCGGACAGGGGCGUAAAACAAACCAAUCCCUGGAUAUUUUUCGGUGAUUUGGUUAGCACAUCUUUCAGGACAAUAUCCUUUGCCGAAUGGGGAGAUUAUGUCUACAAAAUGUAUCCGGAUGCCAGGUACGUCGGAUGCUAUCAAUUUAAUAAACCCACUCUGGUCAUUAGAGAUCCGGAAUUGUUAAAGCAGAUCAUGGUUAAGGAUUUCGAUUCCUUUAUGGAUCAUCAGCCCUUGUUUUCCGAUCAAUCAGAUCCUCUCUGGUCGAAAAACCUAUUUGCUUUGAGAGGUCAAAAAUGGAAAAACAUGAGGAAUAUCCUGUCCGCGUCGUUCACCAGCAGCAAAAUGAAGUACAUGUUUAGUUUGAUGUUAGACGCAGUCGAUGAUUUCACUAAUCAUUUCGUCGAGAAAAACGAAGACUUCAUAGAAGUGGAAAUGAAGGAUGUGUUCACGAGACUAGCCAAUGACGUGAUCGCAACAACAGCAUUCGGAAUUAAGGUCGAUUCCCUGACCAAUCCGCAAAACGAAUUUUAUCUUCACGGAAAAGAGGCCACCGAUUUAACUGGAAUCAUCAUCAAUCUGAAAUUCCUCGGUUAUUUGCUUGUGCCGUGGUUCUUUGAAGCGUUUAAAAUACCGUUCUUCAACAGGAAGAUACGCAAUUUUUAUAACACGAUCGUCGGCGACACUAUCAAAGCACGCGAGGAGCAAAAUAUUGUACGUCCCGAUAUGAUAAACAUACUUCUAGAGGCUCGAAAAGGGCUAAGUAACAAGUAUAUGAAUCGAAAUGCAACGAACAUGGACGAUUAUAGCGAUGAAUUAGUAGAGAAACUAAAAUCGAAACGCAUCGUCGAACUAACCGAUCAGGAUAUAACUUCGCAGGCCAUGAUAUUUUUCUUAGCCGGUUUCGAUCCUUUGUCCACCACAAUGUGUUUCGCGUUUUACGAGUUGGCCUGCAACCCCGACGCUCAAGACAAACUGAGAAAAGAAAUUUUGGAAGUCUUGGAGCAUACCAACGGGAAAGUGACGUACGAAAACCUGGUCGGAAUGAAGUAUCUGGAUAUGGUAGUAUCGGAAACCCUAAGAAAAUGGUCAGUAUCGCCACUGUCAGACAGGGUGUGCACCAAACCGUACGUCAUAGAACCAGUCAGUCCAGAAGAACGACCGGUUCAUCUUAACCCGGGCGAUUUAAUCAUGACGGCCUCGUACAGUGUGCAAAGAGACCCGAAAUAUUUCCCGGACCCAGAAAAGUUCGAUCCGGAGAGAUUUUCAGACGAAAAUAAAAACAAUAUCGUUCCGUACACCUACUUUCCGUUUGGCGUGGGACCGCGAGCUUGUAUCGGGUCUAGGUUCGCCAUUUUGGAAGUUAAAGCCAUCCUGUUUAGAUUGAUAUCAAAAUUUGAAUUUAUUCCCACGGCCAAAACGCAGAUUCCUCUGGUACUAUGCAAAAAAAAUUUCAAUUUAUUCGCCGAAGGACGCUUCUGGAUGGGCCUGAAACGUCUCCAAACAUAUUAAGCGGAAUUGUUAUUUUUUACUGCUUUCUAAGUAAAAAAUGUAUUGAACCUGAAAUAACUUUCGGAAUAUAUUUUUGGUAUAUAAAACAUUACACACAGUUAGUUACGUUAUUUUUUCUAUGAUUGUGGGGAAAAAAAGAACUAAAAUGUUUAUUAAUGUGUAUAACAAUAAAAUAAACAAUUGUAAAACACAUUUUAAAGUGUCAUUUAAAUUUUACACAGUUUUUGUUAAAAAUAAAGACUCUUGCAUUGGGAGAAGAUGAAUUAAAUAUU
Molecule: messenger RNA, 2026 nt
Organism: Cylas formicarius (sweet potato weevil)
Lineage: Eukaryota; Metazoa; Arthropoda; Insecta; Coleoptera; Brentidae
Product: cytochrome P450 9e2-like
Exons: 8
Coding region: 165-1754 (529 amino acids)
Molecular function (GO): heme binding; iron ion binding; oxidoreductase activity, acting on paired donors, with incorporation or reduction of molecular oxygen
Source: RefSeq, a predicted model, not a curated record